UGCUUGGUUUUCAUUCGGCCGGAUGCCGUUUGUAAAGCGGGAAGUAUUUUGGCCCACUUGGAGGAAAAGGGAUUCCGUUUGGUGAAUCUAAAAAUGAUUUGUCUAACUUCAGAAGAAGUGACCAAAUUGUUUGAGAAAGAAAUUGAUUAUUCAAAGUCACCGUUCCUUCUGUCAGAAAUGUCCCAAAAGAUCGCGGUCGCUCUGGAACUGAUGUGCAACAACGCAUGCAGUUUAAUUUGUGAGAUCGUUGGCGGUGCUUUCGACCCAAAUGACGGUGUGGUAUUCAAUUCCGAACUGAUUGUCACAGCCAAAACACCGGAUAAGGCCUCUUGUCAAGCGCAUCAAAUUUUUGGCAACCCCGGCGGUCCUAGUUUUCGUGGACUGCCAAGACUUCGGGGAACCACAUUGGGCUUGAUUAAGCCGCAUGCGGUGGUGGAAGGUUUAACCGGGAAAAUCUUAUCUGUCAUACAAGAGCAAGGAUUUUGUAUCACUGCUGCACGACUGUACAGAUUGUCCAAAUUGGACGCGGCCGAAUUUCUCGAAGUAUACAAAGGUGUGGUUCAUGAGUAUCCGGAAAUGUUGGACCAGUUGUCCUCUGGGCCGUGUGUCGCACUGGAAGUGAUGUCACCUGGGGAAUCCGGUGAUGGAAAUGCGCAACGGCUGUUCCGAGAGUUGGUUGGUCCGAUUGAUCCGGAGAUCGCUCGAUUUUUACGACCCAAUACUUUACGAGCGCAAUUUGGUGUGGAUAAGGUGAAAAACGCGCUGCAUUGCACCGAUCUACCGGAAGAUGCUGAACUGGAGGUACGGAAACCCCAAAGGGUUUCAAUUUUCAAUGCCAGUGAAGUGUUCGUAUUACAAAUGGAAAUCACAUCUUUGCAACAUAUUAUAUCUUAA
This is a messenger RNA of Echinostoma caproni, 894 nucleotides long. Lineage: Eukaryota; Metazoa; Platyhelminthes; Trematoda; Plagiorchiida; Echinostomatidae. The record is from the annotation of a GenBank genome assembly.